AUGCCGUUCCUUUUUUGGCGAGGACGCUGUCGGUCUAUGCUGUGGUCAUGCAACUCGGACAUGCUCGCCUUGCUCAAAGACAGAGUGCUGUCCGGACGCCAGUCCCACAUUCGGUCCGAUCGUCGAGCUCCCAUGCCUCUGCGGUUCAGCACAGUGCGAUACAGUACCAUUCGACGCACGUUGGACGAGAUCUUUGCCUCUUGCUUGCGCUGGAGAUCAGAUGCAUGA
Molecule: messenger RNA, 228 nt
Organism: Pseudozyma hubeiensis SY62
Lineage: Eukaryota; Fungi; Basidiomycota; Ustilaginomycetes; Ustilaginales; Ustilaginaceae
Exons: 1
Coding region: 1-228 (75 amino acids)
Source: RefSeq, a predicted model, not a curated record